Lytechinus pictus (painted urchin) is the source of this 1359-nucleotide messenger RNA. Its product is annotated as gastrin/cholecystokinin type B receptor-like. Gene Ontology annotation, cellular component: plasma membrane. The record is from RefSeq and is a predicted model, not a curated record. Gene Ontology annotation, molecular function: neuropeptide receptor activity. Bases 1 to 1359 code for a protein of 452 amino acids. Gene Ontology annotation, biological process: neuropeptide signaling pathway. NCBI's taxonomy places the organism in Eukaryota, Metazoa, Echinodermata, Echinoidea, Temnopleuroida, Toxopneustidae. The transcript has a single exon.
AUGUUGAUUAAUGAAUCAGCAGGUAAUGCUUUUAAUCCUGACACACCUGUGGCUGAUGAGACAGAAGAAAAGCAAGAUGGAAUCGGUAAUACCAUCGCUAAUUUAACCUACUACCUGGCGAUAGUGGUCUUUGGAUGUCCAGGAAAUGCCGUCAUCGUCCAAGCUUAUGCGUGGAAGAAACGGAAGACGAGCACGGAUAUCUUUAUCAUGGCCCAAGGGAUGGUCGACUUCAUCGCUUGUGUUUUUACCCCAACAACCCUCAUUCGCAGUACGUUCCGCAGUCUGAUUACUGUGAGCGUGUGCCGUUUUGCAAGUCUUGCUGGAAAUGCAACGGCCUUGGCGUCCCUGUUAAUGACCGCAGUCAUCAGUAUCGAUCGUUAUACCGCUGUAUGUCGUCCAUUGCGACGACGAGUGACGACUACAUGGGUCUCCAUAUCCGUCGCCAUAGCUUGUGUGGUCAUCUCCAGCGCGAUCACCAUUCCAACAGACAUAUCUAUGGAUGUCAGGUACGUUAAUGAAACUAGGGUGAAGUUCUGCUACUUGCGACGUUCUGGAUUGACGCAUGUUGCCUCAUUUGUGGGCAUUCUGCUGUUCGGCGCCUCAUUUCUGACAAACACUGUCUGCUAUUUUAAGAUCUACCAUUUUCUCCGGAAGAGAGCGAAGAUCCAUGCCGACUUGGUGAGCAAAGAGAUUCGAGUAGCAACCGUCAGCCGAAAUCCAGAGAGCAGUGGUUCGUCCGAUAGUAGUUCAAAACCAAACACUCGACAUUCACCUGCUGCGGUUAUCGAGAGAGACGAUGUCCACAGCCAUCAAAACCUUAGCAGUAGUGUCGUAGCGUACAAGAAGUUCAAUGACUCUGCAGUUCAGUCAAACUCUGCAGGUCCUUCAAAUCACAUCACCCUGCGAACGUACCCGACAAGAGAAACACCUUCGAAUUUAGACUCAGCAGUGACAAACAUGUCGCAGAAAUACAGAAAAACUCUUUCAAUGCAUUCAAACCUGACGGGGUCAGGGAGCCGUCCACACCCCGUUCCUGUUCCCGAGAGCCUUGAUCCAAGUGAACCGAAACUAUUCAGGAAGAGAGAGGAGCACGAUUAUGGCAGAAGGACAACUCGCAUGCUCCUCAUCGUAACCAUAUAUUUCUUUGCCACAUGGACACCACUGAUGGUCAUUUCAAGCCUUAGGCCUUUUAUUCUUUUGGGAAUUGACCCGCGCCUUUUCACUUUUGUACAAAUUUUAUCUUCUCUGAGACUCACCAACCACGUUGUCAACUUCUUCGUGUACUACUUGGUCAGCAAGAGCUUCAGGAAAGACGUGAGACAGGCUUUCAAGCGGUACAGAUGCAGGGGAGCUAACUAA